This is a messenger RNA of Chenopodium quinoa (quinoa), 1384 nucleotides long. Its product is annotated as tetraspanin-2-like. The record is from RefSeq and is a predicted model, not a curated record. Gene Ontology annotation, biological process: auxin-activated signaling pathway. Gene Ontology annotation, cellular component: plasmodesma; plasma membrane. The transcript is spliced from 2 exons. Lineage: Eukaryota; Viridiplantae; Streptophyta; Magnoliopsida; Caryophyllales; Amaranthaceae. The coding region runs from base 276 to 1085 and encodes 269 amino acids.
UCAAACUCUCAGUGCUUGUGCAUAUAAUAUGCCUCAAAGUUUCCACUCUAAUCUUACGUCGGCGUGUCUCUUUAUGCAAAGUUGGUUCACAACUUUACUCCCCCCCUAAAAAUUCUACAUCACCUAUCACCGCAUUUCAUCAUCAUCCUCUUUGUGUAUUUGCUCCCCUUCUUCUCACUCACUUCACCCCCUCUAAAUCCUACUUCCCCCUCACAUCACCUCGGCCGCACCCAUCACCAAGAGUGAGAGUCCACUUAACCCUCUACGAACCAAACAUGGGACUAAGCAACAACAUAACAGCAAUACUAAACUUCAUAGCACUCCUAUGUUCAAUCCCAAUCAUUGCCUCGGGCCUAUGGCUCGCUUCCAAGCCCGACAACGAGUGUGUCCACCUCUUCCGGUGGCCCGUUGUCGUGCUCGGCUUCCUUAUCUUAGUCAUCUCACUAAUAGGCUUUGUAGGGGCUUAUUGGUACAAAGAAAGCCUCUUAGCUCUUUAUCUUUGUUGUAUGGCUAUCCUUAUCACUCUCCUCCUUGUCCUCCUCAUUUUCGCCUUCGUCGUAACCCGGCCCGAUGGCUCGUCUCAGGUCCCGGGCCGGGGGUACAAGGAGUACCGCCUAGAAGGGUUCUCUAAUUGGUUUAAGGACCAUGUUACUAAUAAUGAGAAUUGGUUUAAGAUUAGAAACUGCUUGAUUGAUACCAAUUUUUGUGCUAAGCUCAAUUCUCAAUUUGUGGGUGCUCCUGAUUUUUUUGUUGCUCAUAUCUCACCUCUUCAGUCAGGGUGCUGUAAACCACCAGACAUCUGUGGCUACCAAUAUGUGAACCCAACAAUAUGGACUAACCCUACAAACCCGGCAGCUGACCCGGAUUGCACAUUAUGGAGCUCCGACCAAAGCCAACUAUGCUACAAUUGUAACUCUUGUAAGGCAGGGCUUCUUGGAAACCUAAGGGAUGAAUGGAGGAAAGCCAAUAUCAUUCUCAUAAUCACUGUCAUCGUGCUCAUCUUUGUUUACGUGAUCGCUUGUAGUGCAUUCAGGAAUGCUCAAACUGAGGAUCUUUUUCGCAAGUAUAAGCAAGGUUGGGCUUAACCAGACUUGAAUCCAACAAAAUUUAAUUUCAUCUUUAAGCUAGGUAGUUUAAUUUGUUUCAUAGAAAUUAGUUUCAAUUUUGUAUAUGGAAUGCCACAAGUGUAUGUUCAAGUUUAUAAGUAAUUGAUAGAAUAGAGAACAAGUUGUAGUAAGCAUUAUUUUCAAAGAGAUUCUCAAUUUCUCAUAGUAAACUUAGCCUUUUCUUUUCUUUGUAAGGAUCAGAUUCCAAUCAAUUAAAAAAAAAUGGAAUUAAAUGUAAUUGUUUGAUUCCCAUAUCUUUAGUGGAUAGCUUUGUAUUA